GAUGGCAGCCGACAUAACGUCACUUUUUAAAGCUUCUGUAAAAACAGUUCGAACUCGGAAGAAGGGCCUUGGUGGAACUAAAGAGACGGGGAAUAACUCAAUAUUGGGUCAUGCGAAGAACAGAACAGAGUUUGCUAUCAAGGCCAGGGAAGUGGCUACCACGAUAAGCAAAUUGAAAGAUUUCUUGUUGGAGCAUCGCAAGGAUUACAUCAAUGAAGCCAGUCACUUGAUAUCCGAUGUGGGUGGAAUGUCCGAUGCAGAGAGGGAUCAAAUCGACACUGACGCUCAGGAAUUUAUGAGAACCUGUUCAGAUACCAUCAGAGUCUUCAAGAAUGAAGUUUUCAAGCAGACGAUGGUUGCUCAAGUAAAGCUACACAGAGAAGCUGUUUUCGAUCUGUUACAGGAAUAUCUUAAAGCUGUGUGUAAGUUAUACAGCGACCAGAUAGCAGUCAGAGUCAAACGAGUUGUAGACAAGAAGAGAAUAUCGAGACUCCAGCCUAGCCAGACGCGUCUUGCCACGAGGCUACAUCCUCCUCCCACAGCCACCAGCACUCCAGCAAAACAACAAGAUCCCUUGUCACAUGACCUAGAAUCGUCCAAUCAGCAGAUAGAAGAACAAGAGGAGUUUUCACCUGAAGAAAUGCAAAUGUUUGAAGAGGAAAACAAGCGACUAUUCAAUGAAAUGAACUGCUUGGUAGAUGAAGUGAGGCAGAUAGAGGGCAAAGUGGUUGAAAUCACCAAACUACAGGAGAUAUUUGCCGACAAAGUUCUCCAACAGGAAGGUGAAAUAGACAUGAUAGCGGACACCGUCGUCGCGACAACAGAGAAUAUCAUCGAAGGAAAUGAAGACAUCCGAGCGGCGAUCAAGAAUAACGCUGGCUUCCGAGUUUGGAUCUUGUUUUUUCUCGUCAUGUGUUCCUUCUCAUUGCUCUUCUUGGAUUGGUACAGCUAAGGAAAGAGCCAAAAGAAAACCAAGAAACACUAACUAACAUUAAUGAACUAUUUUAGUACCCGCUUUCUUUGGCGACAUUUAUCAUCAUUCUGUGUAAAAAAAGUAUAUCAAUUAGUCUUUCUCACCAAACAAAACCUUGCUUAUUUUUGUUGCCUCAGUACAUCCCAAAGUCAAUAGUGUAUCUUGAGUGAUAAUGCCCUCAAUGGAUCAUAUAUAUAUGACAAUUUUUGAGUACAUGAAAAUUAUCGUACAUAUACGGCACUUUCGGAAUACAUAAAACAGAUCAAACAUGUACGACCUAGACAUUGAAUGAGUUAAUCAGUGCAACCAAUGUUAACUCAUUGCUUCUGCCAUUCAAUUCAAAACAACACCACUUAUAUUUAGAUAUAUAUGAUUGUAGACCAAUCCAAAUUGGCUUUUCAUUUUAGUAAAGCGCCCUCUUAGGGUGAUAUAUUGCCAUGCCAAGCACAUUGAGUUAAUCAUGAAAGCUUGAAAAAAACAG
This is a messenger RNA of Asterias rubens (European starfish), 1454 nucleotides long. Its product is annotated as syntaxin-18-like. The transcript has 11 exons. NCBI's taxonomy places the organism in Eukaryota, Metazoa, Echinodermata, Asteroidea, Forcipulatida, Asteriidae. Gene Ontology annotation, cellular component: endoplasmic reticulum; SNARE complex. Bases 2 to 952 code for a protein of 316 amino acids. The record is from RefSeq and is a predicted model, not a curated record. Gene Ontology annotation, biological process: retrograde vesicle-mediated transport, Golgi to endoplasmic reticulum.